Molecule: messenger RNA, 842 nt
Organism: Pseudopodoces humilis (Tibetan ground-tit)
Lineage: Eukaryota; Metazoa; Chordata; Aves; Passeriformes; Paridae
Gene: S100A16
Product: S100 calcium binding protein A16
Cellular component (GO): perinuclear region of cytoplasm
Molecular function (GO): calcium ion binding; calcium-dependent protein binding
Source: RefSeq, a predicted model, not a curated record
GAGGUAAGGAGAGAGCGGCGACAUCGGCUCCCAGCGCCCGCGAGGCCACAGCGGCGACAGACGGACACAGCGGGACCCCCGGGAGGAUGCAGGCGACCAUGGGCGAGUGCACGGAGCUGGAAUGGGCCGUGCAGGUGCUGGUGAACAACUUUGACAAGUACUCGAGCCGCUGCUGCUGCUGCAAGAACCCGCGGCGCAUCAGCAAGAAGGAUUUUCGGAAGAUGCUGAGCCGCGAGCUCAACCACAUGCUGACGGACACCGGGAACCGCCGCGCCGCCGACAAGCUCAUCUGCGACCUGGAUGAGAACAAGGACGGGCGCAUCAGCUUCCAGGAGUACUGGACCUUGAUAGGCGGCAUCGCCAGCCCCAUCGCGCAGAUCAUCCGCCAGCAGGAGCAGAGUGUCAAACACACCAAGUAGCGGCUGCUGGACCCUCCCGGAACGCCCCCUGCUCCUCCGAGCCCCCCGCUUUGUGCCCUCCCCGAGCCCCCUUUGCCGAGCAGGACGGGGUCGGGACCCCCCCGGGGUGGGGUUUGGGGUGCGAGGCAGUCGGGGGGCUUCUCCUUGCCCUGCCCUCCUCCUCUUCCUCAAAGGGAGAGGCUCCCCCCGCGUCUGGGGCGGGAAUUCUGUCUGUCCUCGGCGCUCCGCUGGCAGAAAUCCCAUCACGAGCAGCUCCCGCUCUCCCCUUGGGGCUCCCCCCGAAAACGGGGGGCUCUCCUUGGGCAAAGCGUGCUUCUCCCCCCUGCCCAAGGCUCUGCCCUGCCCGGGCCCGGGGCUCGGCGCGGUCCCGGCCGGGUGACACCACCGUGGUUAUUUAUUGCAGCAAUAAAAUUCGGAGGAGCA